UGCGCUCUGUUGCCCGUACAGUUCAUGUCGUAAUGAACUAACCUCCUGGACAGCAGCCACAAAAUCAGUGUGUUUCACCAACAAACCCCAUGGAAAAGGAAACAAAGAUGGUGAUGCUGUGUCUCCUUGUUGCAGCUCUGAGCAGCCCUGCGUUGAGUGAAGAAUGGAAGGCCACUGUUGUACAAAACCUCGAGGCCCUGGUUUCAUCCUGUGUUGUGGUUCCCUGUUCAUUCAGCCAUCCUAAAGAAAAUCUGCCCUCCUCCAGGCUCAGAGGGAUCUGGCAUCGUUCAAAAAAAUGGGAUGAACGCAUCUAUUACUACGACAACACAAAAGUUCUGGACAACUUUCGAGGUCGCACUCGGAUGUUGGGAUAUCUGGGUCAGAACAACUGCACCCUAGAAAUCACUGAUAUUAAAGAUCAUGACAAUGGCCCUUUCUGUUUCCGGAUUGAAUUAGCACGAACAGAGACUGACCAACCCACCAAGGACAUGUUCUCCUUUGUUGAAAGUUGUUUCGAGUUGACAAUGCUGCCUGACCCCCCAAAACCUACAUUGAUUAACCCAAAAGAAGCACUUCAAGAUCAUCCCCACACUCUCAUUUGCUCAGUGACCCAUACCUGCCCCUCCCAUCGGCCUAAUCUCACAUGGAGUAGGGGCACCGCAGGUGAUGUCACUGAGGUCCACAAAGAAAUCCAUCCUGGUUACUGGGAUUUACAGUCCAUCCUGACGUUCAUUCCUGGGGAGACGGAUGACCACAGUGAGAUCACCUGCACGGCGCAUUUUAAUGGACGGAAGACGUCCUCCACCACACUGAAGCUCCAUGUAAAACGUGUAGAAAACUAUAAACACAUCAUCAUUCCCGCGGCUGUGGGGAUUGGUACUGCCAUCAUCUUUAUGGCCACCUGCAUUUUCAUGGUGAAAAAGUACAGGACACGCAUUGCAGAGCUCCAAAGUCAGGACGGCAGCGUGUGGAACCGGCUGUCCAGGCUGUCUCGCAGGAUGCAUUCUGUUGGCCCACGACCAUCUCGACCUGAUCAAAGAGGGCCUAAACGGGACAAUUUGCAUUUAGAUCAUUUACCCAAUCAUGUGAAGUCAAAAACCUGUGCUGAUCAGAAAACCUCGAAGCCUCGUUUCCCAUCACCCAAAAGCCAGCCAAAAUCCUGCAACUACAAAGAGGACCUCGAUGACGGUGACGAUUACAUGAACAGUGCGGAGCUCAACAUCUAUGGAAACCUGUGAAAUAAAACCUUUCGAUGAGAGUUUGUGAUAAAAGCAGACAGCAAACCAAUCCACGCUUAUAAUGAUCAUUAGGUAUUAAGCGCAUCUGAUGAUUGCAUGACUACUGUGUUAAUCUCUCCUAUCAAGCAGAAUAUAUAUUAUAUAUUUAACUCUGUCUGUGAUAAUGUGGCUUCUGUGUAGCAAUAUGUAUGCAGUUUUGUUGUCAUUGCAUAUGUUCAAUCGUUGUGUCAUCAUUGUUGGGCCUGAAACGUGUCCAUCAGGGAUACAGCCAACAGUUUAGCUUAGCUUCGUGUAAAGACUAGACUCACUAAGUGAGGGGAACAGCUCGCCUGGUUCUGCACAAAGGUAACCAAAUCCUCCAACCAGCACCUCGCUAAUUGAUAACAAAAAAUGGCAUCACGUUCAUUAGCAAGCUUUAAAGGUUUUCGUAGGUUUUGUUAACAAUGGAUGGAGCCAGGCUAGCUGUUUGCCCCCGUUUCAAGUCUAGCUAAGAUAGCCAUCUGCUAGCAUAGAUGGUUAGCCUAGCAUACAGACAUAAAAGCUUAAAAAGUUGGAAUCAACCUUUUCAUCUCAUGGAAAAAAAAGGCUGAUAAUCACAUUUGCUAGACAAUGUCUUUGAAUUAAAUUUACAAAGCCUACACAUAUAUAAGGUAUAAAUAAACUCAUAUAUAGU
Chelmon rostratus (copperband butterflyfish) is the source of this 1911-nucleotide messenger RNA. RefSeq names its product myelin-associated glycoprotein-like. The record is from RefSeq and is a predicted model, not a curated record. Bases 90 to 1238 code for a protein of 382 amino acids. NCBI's taxonomy places the organism in Eukaryota, Metazoa, Chordata, Actinopteri, Chaetodontiformes, Chaetodontidae. The transcript has 12 exons.